Oldenlandia corymbosa var. corymbosa is the source of this 399-nucleotide messenger RNA. NCBI's taxonomy places the organism in Eukaryota, Viridiplantae, Streptophyta, Magnoliopsida, Gentianales, Rubiaceae. The record is from the annotation of a GenBank genome assembly.
AUGCGUCAGGCGGGGACUUAUUCCGGGAUACUUUCAGGUGGGAUUUCGGGGAAAACCGGACCACAUUCAUUUCCGUUGGCGAGGAUCAAGAAGAUCAUGAAGAAAUCGGGCGAUGACGUGAAGAUGAUCUCAGGGGAAGCACCCAUUGUUUUGUCUAAAGCUUGCGAGCUUUUUGUGGAGGAAAUCACGAGGAGGGCUUGGAUGAUGACGAUGCAAGGAAAGAGGAGAACUCUUCACAAAGAAGAUGUUGCUUCAGCUGUUAUUGCCACUGAUAUCUUUGACUUUCUUGUUACUUUGGUUUCUUCCGAUCAGAAUCCUGCUAAUACUAGCAGUCAGACUGAUCGGGUGACUGGUGCCGGGACGCCACCACCAGCGGGCGUUAUGGAUUUGGAAAGAUGA